AUGUCGUCUCAGAACGCCGCGCAGCCUACCGAGGCGCCACCUUCGUACGAUCAGGUGAGCGGGUCAUCCAGGCCCGCCGCCGCCCCCUCCUCCUCCUCCGCUGCCAAUCCUGCUUCGGGCAGCAGCCACUUGGGCGUUCCCAAACAGGACGAAGCAGCCACACGUAAGUCGAUGGAAGACAUGCUUCGACCGCUUCCCAAAGGCUGGAUUCGUCAGUACGACCCUUCCACGCACCACAACUUCUUCGUCGACGCUCUUGCCAACCCUCCACGCUCGAUCUGGGUGCACCCCUUCGACGACGCUCAGUACCAGCGCGAGCACCCGGACGAGGUGAGGAAGGAACGCGAACGAAUCGAGCGAGAGCACAUCGUCCACGCCGACACCGACGACGAGGAUGACGACCAUCACCACCGUUCGUCCAGCUCCAAGCAGCACCAGUCCACAUCCUCCGCUGCCGCUGCCACCUCGUCGUCGCAAGCACAGCCCAAGGGAAUGAAAAAAUUCGGCCGGUCGCUCAAGGACAAGCUCACCAACACCACGCAUGCCGAACGAGAAGCCAAACGCCAAGCCCAGCGCGAGGCCGAACAGCGCGCCUACCAGCAACACCAAGCGAUUCGUCAGGCGCUCAUGACUGCCACCCGCACCGGCCAGCCCCAGCUCGUGGGUCGAGACAAACAGGGCCGCGAGAUCUUCGCUCAGCCUCCACCCCCGGGGGCAUAUGGCUAUGGCGCAACGCUCGGGUACGGCCCGUACCAGACUCUGGAUGGUCCCUAUGGCGCUUACGGUCCAUAUGGUAGACCGAUGGGCCCUUACAGCAGGCCAUACGGCGGCGGCAUGGGCAUGGGCAUGCCGAUCCUCGGUGGCUUGGCUGGUGGUAUGCUCCUCGGUGGAUUGCUCUUCUAG
Messenger RNA from Sporisorium graminicola, 903 nucleotides. RefSeq lists its product as uncharacterized. The transcript has a single exon. The record is from RefSeq and is a predicted model, not a curated record. NCBI's taxonomy places the organism in Eukaryota, Fungi, Basidiomycota, Ustilaginomycetes, Ustilaginales, Ustilaginaceae. Bases 1 to 903 code for a protein of 300 amino acids.